AUGGCCGCUGCUACUUUGCAAGCUGUAGCCCUCGUCGGCGCGGUGCUGGGUGUUGCGUCUCACUGGGGCUAUUUCAUCCACGGAGAGCAUCACAUGGACGGAACCCGAAUUAUACUCUCUUUCUUUGCAGUCACAACCUUCUUAUUUGUUUCAGUCAUCAGACUUGAUGGCAACCAUUCCUAUAUGGCAGCCAGCCAAACCACAGCAGUCGCAUCUGUAUCCUUUCUCAGCACCUUGACUCUUAGUAUCUUGACCUACCGUGCUUUCUUCCACCCACUUCGCAACUUCCCUGGGCCUUUCAGUGCAAAGUUCAAUAAUUUUUCUCACUUUUUCCGAAUCGUUAAAGAAUCGAGAAAUCAUAUUGAAGCGGACAGAUUGCACAAGAAAUAUGGAGAAUUUGUGCGCAUUGGGCCGAAUGAACUAACUACCAUAUCCCCAGAUGCAGUGACAAUACUCUCAGGAACUGGCUCAAAGUGCUCGAAGUCCCCAUGGUAUGACUGUGUCAGCUACCCAACUGUUUCACUGCAGUUGACUCGCUCAAGAGUUCUGCAUGACAAGCGAAGGAAGAUAUGGGAUCGCGCUUUCACUAUGAAGGGUGAGAUGGUAUUCGAAUCUAUCGAGAAGACGAUAUCAAGUACUGACGAGGCACUGCUAGCUCUCCGGGAGUACGAAAGUCGUGUAAAGACCUUCACUAAUGAACUCAUAUCGGUUUUGGGUUCGAAGACGGGGCAAUCUCUUAAUGCAAGCCUCUGGUUCAAUUUCUAUUCCUUUGAUAUCAUGGGUGACAUGGCUUUUGGCCAGUCUUUUGAUAUGAUGAAGAGUGGCGAAAAGCAUUCUGCAAUUAAGAUCUUGCACGAAGGAAUGAAACCAAUUGGGGUUCUCACGCCGGUAGCUUGGGUGAUGCCAGUUCUUCUAGACAUACCAGGCCUCGGCGGCGGAGUCAAAGAUUUCAUUCAAUACAAUAAAAAUAGAGUUGCUUUCCGGAAAGAGAACAUUCCUGAAACACGAGACCUAUUCAGCUGGUUGAUCGAAGCCGAGGAACAGAGUAAUGACCCAAUUCAUAAAGAUCCGAGGUGGCUCUGGGGUGACAGUGCACUCAUCGUUGUAGCCGGAAGUGAUACCACUGCUACGACUCUCACUCAUAUCUUCUAUCAUCUCGUACGCUCACCAAAAGUGUACUCCACGCUUCGAAAAGAGCUCGAAGCAUUCUACCAGCCUGGAUCUGAGUCCGAAUUCAAGGAUCUCCAAGAUUCCCCCUAUCUUAACGGCGUAAUCAACGAGACACUACGGUUGCAUCCUCCAGUCCCCAGCGGACUAAAGCGCUACACCCCACCAGAAGGUAUUACAAUCGGCUCAACAUAUAUCCCGGGAAAUAUUACGAUCUCAACUCCAUUCUGGAGUAUGGGCAGACUUGAAUCAUGCUACAAAAAUGCCGAAGAAUUUCUACCCGAGCGAUGGGAGGAAAACUCAGAGUUGAUUCUUAACAAGUCCGUGUUUGUACCUUUCUCCUCUGGGCCGUACGGUUGUGUUGGGAAGAACUUGGCGCUCAUGGAACUUCGAAGUGUAGUGGCACGUAUAGUAACGGAAUUUGAUACCAAAUUUGCCCCGGGUGAAGAUGGACGCGCGUUGAUGGAAGAAUCGAAGGAUACAUUCACGAUGGAGCUGGCACCUAUGGAAUUGGUUUUCACGAAGAGGAAGGACUGA
Molecule: messenger RNA, 1704 nt
Organism: Lachnellula hyalina
Lineage: Eukaryota; Fungi; Ascomycota; Leotiomycetes; Helotiales; Lachnaceae
Product: Cytochrome P450 monooxygenase
Exons: 7
Coding region: 1-1704 (567 amino acids)
Molecular function (GO): iron ion binding; monooxygenase activity; oxidoreductase activity, acting on paired donors, with incorporation or reduction of molecular oxygen
Source: RefSeq, a predicted model, not a curated record